This is a messenger RNA of Ichthyophthirius multifiliis, 528 nucleotides long. RefSeq lists its product as hypothetical. The transcript has a single exon. The annotation marks the transcript as partial. The record is from RefSeq and is a predicted model, not a curated record. Lineage: Eukaryota; Ciliophora; Oligohymenophorea; Hymenostomatida.
AAAAAUAUAUUUAUAAACAUUUUUAUCUAAUUUUAUUGCAUUUUUAUUAGCUAAUACUAAUUUUUUUAAAAAGUUCAUAUAAUAUAAUAAUAUAGGAAAAAUUUAUGUAAAUGUAUGAUCAUGGAAACUCACUAAUUCUCGAUAUUUGUAAGCGAAAAACAUUCAUGUAUUCUGAAAACGCUAAAAGACCAAAAUAGGCAACUUUGAUAAAAAAAAUAUUAACCAAAACAGUAAAUUAAAUGAAUCUAAUAUAUAAUACUAAAUUCAAAAAGAAGAUUCUAAAGAAAUAUAAUAAUAAUAUAAAUCUAAAGAAUAUAAAAUGAAUAAUUAUUAUUGAUGAAACAAAUAAGAAAAAUUGAUUCUGAAGCACAAUAAAUACUUGAUCAAUGAAGAAAUAACAAAAAAGGGUCUUAAGAUGUCUUAUCCGUAGGACAUAAUAUUUAAAAAAGCUGUCUUAAUAAAAUAUAAUAUGUAAAAUUGGGAAUAAAAAAAAUUAGAUGGCUUGAGGCUCAACUGCAUUGCUUCAUA